Messenger RNA from Anoplophora glabripennis (Asian longhorned beetle), 1668 nucleotides. Its product is annotated as spermine oxidase. Gene Ontology annotation, molecular function: polyamine oxidase activity. Bases 27 to 1535 code for a protein of 502 amino acids. The record is from RefSeq and is a predicted model, not a curated record. The transcript has 4 exons. NCBI's taxonomy places the organism in Eukaryota, Metazoa, Arthropoda, Insecta, Coleoptera, Cerambycidae.
UACAGAUUUUUUUAAAUUUGUACAAAAUGUUGAAUAACAAUUUACUGUUAAUUCCAAUUUUAUUCCUUCCAGUUACUAACGCGCGAUAUAACCCAUCCAUUCUCAUCAUAGGAGCGGGACCAUCAGGCAUUGCAGCAGCCACGAAGUUACUCAAAAACAAUUUUACCAACUUGAGGAUAUUUGAAGCCGAAAACAGAAUCGGCGGUAGAAUACGAAGCGUUAAGUUCGGUGAUUCCUUUAUUGAUUUGGGUGCUGAAUGGUGCCAUGGAGAGAAAGAUAAUAUUGUGUAUGAGAUGGUAAACCAGUACGAUGUGCUGAUGCAUACGAAUUUGUCAUAUAAAUUAGUUUAUUCCAACGGCAAGUAUAUUGAUGAUGAAGUGUACCAAGGUUUGCUAGAUUUCGCUGAAAACAUCGACGCUUCGGUAACAAAUGAAGGGACUGAGAAGAACUGCGGGAAUUUAGAGUCCGUAGGAGAAUGUUUUCAAAAAUUAUUCAAUGCCAGUUUCUCAAAAAAAUACAACACGGAACCACAAAAACUGAGGGUUAGCUUAGAUUCAAAAGAUUGGUUGGAACAUUAUACUGCUCUCUAUGACAGUACCUUCUCAUUACUAGAUCUAUCUCGUAAGUCGGAUUACAAGAGAUGCGAGGGCGACUUGAGACUAAAUUGGAACGGACGUGGGUUCAAAACCAUACUAGAGUUGAUGAUGCAAAAGUUUCCUGAUUCUUCAAAGCAACUACCCAUCGAUAACAAAAUUUUCCUCAAAAAAGAAGUCACCAGAAUCUCAUGGAAAGGGAAUAGUACGAAAGUUUUAGUUCGUUGUUUCGAUGACACAACGGUUGAGGUUGACCACGUCAUUUUUACGCCGUCUUUGGGUGUGUUAAAAGCUAGUUAUAAAUCUUUGUUUGAACCUUCACUACCUGCUGACAAAGUUGCUGCUAUAAGGAAUUUUGGUUUCGGAGCAACUUUUAAAGUUGCGUUCCACUUUCCAAAAACUUGGUGGAAUGCUAGUGAACUUUACGGAUUCGUUUGGAGUUCCGACGACGAAAGAAGAAUUAUCGCAGAUUUUCCUGAAGGACCAAUUAAGAAUGGAAAAUCUUGGCUGACAGCUUCAGUAAAAUUCUUCCAAGCUGAAAAUAAUCCGAAGGUACUGAUUGGCUUCUUCGCUGCAGAAAUGGUGCCAGAAUUGGAAAAAGAAUCAGAUAAAGUAAUAACAGAUGGCUGUAUGUAUCUAUUCAAGACAUUUUUAGGUGCAAACUAUACCGUCCUUGAGCCAGAUGCCAUUAUAAGAUCUUCUUGGUACAACAAUCGGCAUUUCCGUGGUACCUACUCAUACGAAUCUGUCAAGGGUAAAACUAACGGUAAAAGGUACCCUCAAAUGUUGGGAAUGCCUUUGGAAUAUGAAAAUGGAACGCCUGCUGUCCUAUUCGCCGGUGAAGCUACCCAUCCUUAUUAUUUUUCUACAGUGCAUGCUGCUAUUGAAACGGGAUAUCGAGAAGCUGAUAGACUGAUUGGUUUAUAUAGACAAAAGGUGUAAUAGAAGCUUACUAGCACUAGCUUAAUCAGAGAAAAAAGGAGACGUCUACUCGUAUACUGUGGUACAGUUGUCGACAAUAAAAAGUUUUUGACCUAAUGAAUCUAUGAACGUAUUUCACUAAUGAAAAACAUAU